Messenger RNA from Acanthopagrus latus (yellowfin seabream), 5845 nucleotides. RefSeq names its product zRAB1B, member RAS oncogene family a (gene rab1ba). The transcript is spliced from 6 exons. The record is from RefSeq and is a predicted model, not a curated record. The coding region runs from base 278 to 883 and encodes 201 amino acids. Gene Ontology annotation, molecular function: GTP binding; GTPase activity. NCBI's taxonomy places the organism in Eukaryota, Metazoa, Chordata, Actinopteri, Spariformes, Sparidae.
GCGCAGCCAUCUUGAGCCCGAAGCAAGCUACGGACGCAGAAAGGCAGAAAAAAAGGAAUAAAAUAGAGCAAUCUGACCUAACGAAACCGGGAUAUGUCCGCAGGAACCAAGUAUAUAUGAAAGGAUAAAGGUCGAAGAGGCAGGAACGAGCAGGGGACAGUAACAGAGACGCUGAAACAGCCAAGUGCCUCGAGCACCCGGACCUUACUAGUCAUCUCUUUUGACCGGAGAAGGAAGGAAGAGCCGAGUCGCCGACAGAAAAACACAUCCAGAAACCAUGAACCCCGAAUAUGACUACUUGUUCAAGCUCCUGCUCAUUGGAGACUCUGGAGUAGGAAAGUCCUGUCUUCUGCUACGCUUUGCUGAUGACACCUACACUGAGAGUUACAUCAGCACCAUCGGGGUGGACUUUAAGAUCCGCACCAUCGAGUUGGAUGGCAAGACCAUCAAACUGCAGAUUUGGGACACUGCAGGUCAAGAAAGGUUUCGGACCAUCACUUCCAGCUACUACCGUGGAGCCCACGGCAUCAUAGUUGUUUAUGACGUGACAGAUCAGGAGUCGUACAACAAUGUUAAGCAGUGGCUCCAGGAAAUCGACCGCUACGCCAGCGAAAAUGUGAACAAGCUUCUGGUGGGCAACAAGUGUGACCUGACCACGAAGAAAGUAGUGGACUACACAACAGCCAAGGAAUUUGCUGACUCUUUGGCCAUCCCCUUCCUGGAAACGAGUGCUAAGAAUGCCACCAAUGUAGAGCAGGCUUUCAUGACCAUGGCUGCUGAGAUCAAGAAGCGCAUGGGCCCUGGGGCCACAGCUGGUGGUGACAAGCCUAACUUAAAAAUUGAGAGCACCCCUGUCAGGCAGUCUGGAGGUGGCUGCUGUUAAAGGACCCCUCACUCUCGCUGUCCCAACCAUCACGUCCACCAUCUUCCCCUUCUGUGUUCCCUCUCAUCAUCUCUGUCACUUGCACACCCCACCAGUCCUCCAUAACACCCGGUAACCCGCACCCAACUCACUGACUCCCCCUCUGUUUGCCUGCCUGGUGAUCCAGCUAUGGUUGGCCAAGCAGAGGAGUAAACUGUUAGAGUGUUAAGAACUCUGCAAGGGUUAAUUCAGGCUUGUACACCCACCAAACAGCGGAAAGUGGGAAAGCAACUAGUCUGUGAGGGGGGGGACAGAAUUGGCCACCAUGGCUACUGUUACUUUUAGCCAAGAGGACAGAUACGGGGAAGAUUGGUGUUGGAGGUAGUGGAAGAUAAGGUUAUGAUCAGUGCAGUGAGCUUAUCUACACACACACACACACACACACACACACACACACACACACACACACACACACACACACCUGCGUCACACACUGUAAAUACUACAUACACUGUUGGAAAUGUUACUAAACAGCAGCAGCCUGCUAAUAGAUUUUCAUCACAGCAAUUUAUUGACGAAGAUCCAGGGAAAGCCCCUUCACUGAGCCUCCUCUUCCUCCAUCUGUCCUCUUCCUCAGCAAGCAAAGGGGAUUUCUCCUUACUGUAUGUCAUUCACAUGAAUUGGAGCCCAAACAGUUAGCUUAUGUAAAAACAGUAGUGAUGUAAGCUGUAAGCUAGCCAGAAAUCGAUGCACCGGGUGUGUUUGUGUUCAGGUCAGCCUCUGACUGAUCUCAGAACUCAGCAGGAACUCCAGUGUUUAGUCUCUCUCCUUGCUGCUGUUUCUGUAUGUUUUGCAGUAGAUUCAUAAAGCCACAGGGCAACCUGAAUAUUUUGCUCAAGUUGAAACAUUUUCUACUGGCGCGGAUGUGUCUUUGCUCAGUUUGUGCCACCCCUGAUGAAUUUGCAUAUAUUUACGCCGACUAAAGUCUUUCUGUUAAUUUUGUAUGCAAUGACACAACUGUUGAAGUUCACCUUGCGUUCUUGCUGAACACACCUUUGUGGUCUCUAAAUGCUUCAAACAAACUAGGAGGUACUGUAUACAGAGUAUAGAUGCAUUUGCUUGAAGAAAGAAAACAACAUAUCUUGUUUUUAUGACCCCUUACAUCUAGCCAAUUGCUGCAUAAAGUAUGAAUCAUUAUCUUUAAUAAAUUUUAAAAAAUGUUCAGGUGCAGCUCCUCAGUUCUACCAUAAGCAUUCUGAAGCCUCUCAUGACUGCUGACAUCAGAAAGAGGCAAGGCAAAAUUAAUUUUGCAUUCUCUGAAACUGGUUAGUGUAAUGACUGCUUGUGGGACUGGAUGGCAAGUCACUGGAACCGGUUAGCUCACAUCUAACCAGUUACUGUUAGCAAGCCAGCUAGCUUCGCCACUAGUUAACACCGUUUUCUCAAGAGAUGACAACCACUGUAGCAUGUACUUUUGGAUGGUACAGUAUAGCUAAUAUCAUACGAUAUGAUACACUUUGGACUUUCCCUCUCUUUUUCUCUCAUAAGGCAGAGCUCCAAAGAUUAGAUGUGAUUGGUUGAUGUCAAAAAUCACUCCAAACUUAAAUUUAGGAAUAUUUUUAUGCAGGUUCAUCAGGUUUAAUUUCCAACAGUUCGAUCAAAAUUUGUUGAUUUUGGCUCAUAAUGUUACUGUCAUAAAUGCAGAUUUGACUGGGCCUCUUGUCUUAAACAAUAAUGAGAUCACAUACAGACAAUUUGUAAUUAGUUCUGACAGAAGCAUUAACAGAGAGAUUCUUAAACCAAACUCCUGGCUCAAUACUUGAGAUAGAAGAGGAGCAGCAAGCUCAGUUGCUUAUACAUGUAGACAUCAUAGCUGCGAAGGAGGAAGUGGAGGUACAACUGCAAUAUAUGCUGUUAGUGUUUCUUCAAAAGAUGAAUUUCAUAUGUAAAGGAAUCGAUGUGACAAAAUGCUGUAACAUUUAGCACCAUGACUUCCUCUAAUGACACUAAACAUUAUAAUCCAAGGGCAGAUAACACUGCACACAGAUGAUGAGGCAUGACGGAAUGAGGGGGAGUGACUCUGACGGAACAAAUUUGAAAUAUUCUGCAAUGAUCUUGCAAUUACUGUUUUAUUGUUGUGCUUUUAUUUUUUUUAUUUUCUCAUUGAUGAUUGAGACAGAGAUGACUUGUGCAGUUAACUUAAACUCAUGUUCAGUACGUGACAGGUGGGUUUUAGAAUGUCAUGUUCUGUUCAUGCUUGUUUGCAGAUGAAGCUGAGGUCGAGAUUUGGUCUCGGUGUGUCUGUUGGCUGUGGGGAUGGGGUCUAGCAAAAGCUGCUGUUCCUUCCCUCAGAUCAGCCUGCUUCUCAAACAUAGUCUUUUUUGGACACAUGAUUCUCACAUGUAUUUCUUUCCUGUCCCUGUGCAUUUCUGGCUCCUUAUGAGAUGCCUUAGUGCUCCAUUUUGUGACACGUGUGUCAUCCUUCUAUUAACAGUUCAGUUUUUUACAGUAUUUACUAAAGUGUCAGUAUACAGAUAUAUCUGCAUUAUUCAGGACAGGUCCAUAAUCCUGUGGACAUGGACACUGAUGAUUGAGCUCCAAACCUUUGAAAAUUCUAGACUGUGAUACCAUAAGUUUUGUACAGAUACCAUGUAAGAAACCAUAACACUUGCAAAAUCAUUAGCACAUGAAAAGUUUUCAUCUGUCCUUGUGCUGGCCUUUUUAUGGAAUGUUCAGCUGCAUUUGUUUUGCUGUCAGUCAUCAAAGAACAUCGUUAAAGACAGAAAAGGGUUACUAUCUUUGUUCAACAUGUACCACCAAAGAAUAGCACUUCAGUCAGGUAACAACAACUGAGCCCACUCCAUCUGCUCAUAAAGACUGUGACUAGUGUGUUAACGCUCUGGUAAAGGCUAGUAAAUGCCCCUUAAGUUUAAGAUAUAUUUGUCAGCUGAUAACGGUUGGUGUUGUUACUGUAUCUGAUAUCACCUUGUUGGUGUUGUUCCUCAAACAUUAUAAUCAGUAAUGCUCCAGGAUAGGGAUGUUGCAGUACAUAGAUAGUGAUGAUCAUAAUUAUAUUUAAACAGUAAAUAUUUUAUAUAUUACCCUGGUGCCAACUGCCAUAAAACAGAAAAGAGAAGAAGAAAGCACAGAAACUAGCAAGCUGAUAGCAGCAUGUGUGACCAUGGUGGAGGAGACGACAGGCUGUGCCGAUAUAGUGAACUCUUUUGGCUACAAUAAUGGUGUUGUGAAAAUCUGAUGUUGCGACAUCCCUGCCCCAGCUUCAACUUGCUAAACAGUGAUGAAGUCUGGGGUAAUUCUUGUGGUUGACUAGUUUGAGUAUAGGACUUAGGAGACCAGGAUUUGUUUUACGCCAUGUGUUAUUGUACUGUUUAUUUGUACACAAUUUUCACUUCAUAUUUUCUGCCUUUAUAGUUCAGUUGCUGUUUGGUUAUGUUUAGGGAACUAAAAUACUUUGCAAUCCAGGAGAGAAAGGACAGGAAAAAAAACUUAAGACGGUAUACACAUGUGAUUGGUCUCCUCAGUGAUGGUCCUAGACCAAUAUUAAUUAUGAUAUUCCAGAAACAACACAAACACACAGCAGUAUCAGACUGUGCAUGUAGUAACAGUGAAAUCAGGGGUAAAUAUGAAGCUCUGGCCUUUUGAUUCUCAACGCUGUGUUAGGUCCCAGUUGUAUUUCCAGGGUAAUUUGAAAAUGUAAGAAAAAGAGCAUCCCCCUGCCUUAAAGAGAGAACCCUCCACUGUUGUGCAAAUCAGUGAGAACUCAUCAAUCUGAGCUGCAUCUUUUUACCCUAUUUCACAAAGAAUUGGAAAAAUUGGUGAUGUUGCUGUAUAAGUCUAGUCCCACUUUAAAGGUUUAACUUGCUGUACUAGGGAAUUAAUAGGCCUUUUAAGAUGUCACUCUUAUUUUUCUUGGUAAUUUUUGAUGUUGUUGUGAUUGCUUAUGUUGUGUUUGGGGACAUCUAGAGGUUAAGGGACUGACUGGUCUAGGUUUGCUGACCGGAUAUGAACUCCCAACUCUCCCCUCCAGCCAACUAUUUCACUGCAGCUUAAUGAAUUCCUCAAGAUCCUCCCUGGCCGACCUCUCCACUCAGCUAAAAGAAUCUCACCCAGCCUUUGGUCACACCCCUGGCUGUGUCUGCAUGAAAAACUGUCAGCAUUUCAGGUACAACAAUGCCUUAGGCUCUGGUGAGGCAUCAUAAAGAACAUGCAGCUGCAAAAGUGCAAUUUCAGCUCUUGGAAAGUGAAUAUAGAUGAGUCCACAUUAUGUUGAGAACAAUAGCCCACAUCACUGAAAGCUUCAACCCUGGAGUGAUCAGAGGGGCAGGGUCAUGUGUAACAUUCCUGAGCCUUUUGGACAUAUGUUGGCAUCCCGGCAUCACGCCAGUCUCACUUGAGUAGAUGCAGAAUAAGCAAUCAUCGGAAACUAAACUCAGAAAUGACACACAAACACAUAUACUGGAUGUUUUGCGGUUUGAUGACUGAUUUCCUUUUUAUAAUCUUUCUUUCAAAAAGUCUUGAUAAUCUACUGAUUUAAUGUGUUCAUUGAAUACUAUACUGUGUUGUCUAGUCCAUGGAAGUAUGAGAGGACACUGGGUUGGGUGGGGACUGUGAUGUUGGGCUAAACAGAUGCAGGGUGGGGCUUUUUGCUUAUGAAUGUUAUUCUGGUGAAACAACACUUGACUUUUCUUCUUCAGUUCACUUUUUUUUAUUCAUUUGGGUUAAAGGGGGUAUUUUCCAUGUCAUUUGCACACAUGUUCAUUGCUGUUCAAUGGCUUAAUAAAGGCACUCACUAGGUGUUGUUUGUUAAUAAAAAGCACCGGGCAGGAGUUUGCCUGUCAGUCACCUUUUUUCUGUUUGGCUUGUUCACUUUGGUGCUGUUUCCCUGCUGAGUUUGAUCAUGUUUUUUUUCUGUACAUACUAUAAAUAUAUAUAUAAUAAAAUGAUGAAAAAGAUCAACAUCAA